Molecule: messenger RNA, 207 nt
Organism: Medioppia subpectinata
Lineage: Eukaryota; Metazoa; Arthropoda; Arachnida; Sarcoptiformes; Oppiidae
Source: the annotation of a GenBank genome assembly
AUGUUUGCUUAUGCGGCGAUGACCCCAUCGGUUGAAUUCGUGAACGGAAUGUCGAUUCCGAUCAUUGGUUUGGGAACCUAUGAUAUGACUGACGAUCAGUCGGUUAUGAGUCGAGUGCUGACCGAUGCCAUAGAUGUCGGUUAUAGACAUAUAGACACCGCUUAUAUCUAUCAAAACGAAGAGAUUAUCGGCAGAUCUUUGACACAA